Scheffersomyces stipitis CBS 6054 is the source of this 2461-nucleotide messenger RNA. RefSeq lists its product as uncharacterized. The record is from RefSeq and is a predicted model, not a curated record. Lineage: Eukaryota; Fungi; Ascomycota; Pichiomycetes; Serinales; Debaryomycetaceae. Bases 1 to 2406 code for a protein of 801 amino acids. The transcript is spliced from 3 exons.
AUGGAUUCCCUGGAAGGCUACAACAAAGAGAAUGCCAUUACAUUGAUAUCACAAAGUCAUCCGUCCACACCGCCCGGAUUGCCCUUGUCAUCCAAGCGUUCUCUCAAUUCGUUAAAUUCGUUGAACGGAUCACCCCUAGCAUACUACACCAAAAAGACCGACGGCUCUCCUUCCCGUUCUGUUUCGACUUCUUCGGCCUCCAGCACGUCUCUAGGGAGUCUCCAGAAAGAGUAUAAUUCCCUAGAAAGACGGUACACUGACUUGGUGCUUCAGAACAAGUCGCUUUUGGUAGAGUUCACAGCGUUGGAACAAGACGUCCAUAUAAAAACGACACAAUUGAAAGAGCAAGCAGAAAAGAACCGCAACUACGAACUAUUUAUUAAAUCUAUACAAGAUGAGCACAACAAGAGCUCUGACUUGCUCACACGAGAAAUUUCAUUUUACAAAGAAUUGCUACAGGAAGUGCAACUGAAUCUCGACAAGUUGACGGCGGAAUUCGAUUCUUAUAGACAGAAAUCGAUAGCUAACUCUCCUAGCCAAGAGCAUGACAGCCAGAAUGACAUUCUGUACGAAAGACUCAGCAAAGAAUACCGAGCACUCCAAUCGAAUUUCGAGCUUGAAAAGACAUCCAAGACUGUAUUGAUAGACCAGAUAGAUUAUCUUACCAAAGAGAACGAAGCUCUUCGUAUGGAACAACAGCGAGAUUCUCUUGCCAGUCAGAACUUCAUUCUGGACGAUAUUCUAGACAGCAGUGUUAUCCAUGACAUCACACAUACAAUUCACACAAUGAACGACUAUAAUGAUCAUAACGAAAUUAAUAAUAACAACAGCAGCAACAACAACAACAGCAACAUGAUAUCUUACCUUGCUGAUGAGUUAAGAAACAACCAUUCUUCUCCGAUUAAAGCCGAGUAUAACACCGACGAAUCGAUGGAGAUAUCACGAAACUUCCAGUUCCCACCACCGGAGUUUGCUGAAAGCAACUUCUUGCCUAAGACCGAAAAACUAGAGAGCUCUUCGAAGAUCCAAUUUCCGCCAUCGCCAGAACCUGGAGUGAAGGAAAAGAGACAGUCUUUGCCACUCCAUCUUCGCGGCAGUCAGUGCGAUGAAGAGUUUGUUCUUUCCCCAUUUAAAUUGGCCAAUGCUACUAUUUCUUUGAUAGGCAAUGAUGACAGAGUCGUUCCUUCUGUGAAGAGAUAUUCUUCUUCUAAACCAAAUCAUAAUCGAUACAAUAGUCAUGAGAUUGUGCCUAUCAUGGUAGAAUUUGAACCGCUAGAGCUGGCUUUACGGAGUACUUCUGUUCCUGAAAAAGCACACCAUAACAACAACAGUCAUAAGUUCGAUAUCAUCAACGAACUGUCUGAGGGCUCUGUGGAAAAUAGCAAAACCGCUUCAGCUCGUGAUGGAGCUUUCUUUGCCUUGAAUGGCUACGAUAGUAAAUCAAAUAGAAACUCCGCUACGAUGAUGUCCUCCAAGAGAUCUAGUUUGAUUUCAGAGAACUAUUCGAACGAUAUUACGAGACAUGAGAUCACUAAGUUGAAGUUUGAACUACAGUCGCUCAGGCUACAUAACGAGAAGUUGUUAUCCUAUAUUGGCUUUGAGUUGCAAAAGCAGAAGAAGAACAUCAAGAAGUUGACCAAGAAACAGUCUACUCGUACACUUCGCUCGUAUCCUAGUAAGAAGAAAAUGGAAUAUUCUGAUGCCAAAUUGAUUGAAAGGUCUAAAGAGAUGCUCAUACAGAAGAAACGUGUUUUACGAUCAGUUUCGAUCAAUGCGAUCUUGUCUAAGAAAUACCAUGACAAUAGUGGAAUGCGUCCAACGAAUGCAAUUGGUAUAAUUCCGACGGGAUUAUCUCCUUUUGCCAAUUCGCUUUUCACGACUUUUGAGAACGAAUUCGAACAAGAUGAAGAUGGGCUCCUGUUACACAACGAUCUAGGGGAAGAUGAGUACGGUUUUUUGACUCAUAACGACCGAUUUAGUAGUCGCGUAUUCUCGAACGGACUAUACGCCUAUCUUAAUUUUGACGAAAACGAGCUUGACGGAGACGAAACGGCUGACUGCGACAAGGAAAGAAGAAUCAAAAAAUACCGAUCGCAGGUGUUUGAGAAAUCCAAGUUUGCUUCCAGUGACGAUGAAGCAGGAGAAGACGGCACAGACGAGGCCACCGAGGUCGAGAAGGAUGACUGGGAAGAAAUAAGUGGAGAAUCGUCAUCGGAAGAAGAACUCGGGAUGAUUACACAGAUCAAGUAUUUGAUGUUUGGAGCUAGUGCGCUCAGUGCCAAGCAGAAGAGAAAGAAGGACCAACACCUGCUAGUAGACGAUGGGUUGAAGUACAAGUUUUUCACGAUAGCGUUGGGAAUCAUGAUAAUCGGGUUGAAGUUUUCGCACCAACACUAUGACAAUUGACCACUGUAAUUUUACUUAAUAGGGCUUAAUAUCCGCGUAUAGUUAAACCGCAACU